CAAAUAAUCAUGAGUAAAUAUAAUUUAAUUCUGGUGCUUUUGCUAACAUCAUACAUAGCCGGGUCACUGCAAUCACCAAAUAGUUUCAAAAAUGUAGACCAAAUGAUUGACUAUAUUAACAGCGCCGACACCACAUGGAAGGCUGGCAAAAACUUUGACGACAAGUAUACACUUGAAUAUCUGAAAGGACUACUGGGUGUCCGACACUCAGGACAGGUAUCAUACGAUGACAGCGAACCUGUAGUCUACGAGGACCUGGACAUCCCCGAGUCGUUUGACUCACGCCAACAAUGGCCAGAGUGUCGCUCCCUUAAAGUGAUCAGAGAUCAGGGGGCGUGCGGCUCGUGUUGGGCGGUGUCGACCGUUUCCGUGAUCUCUGACCGCAUAUGUAUCGCAUCGAAGGGUAGACAACAGGUGGAGAUAUCUGUUGAGGAUCUGUUAAGCUGUACCCACAUAGGCAGCUGCGCCCAUGGAGGUGAGCCCUGGUAUGCCCACCAGGAGUAUAUUGGCAGAGGUUUGGUGUCGGGAGGUGACUAUAAUAGUCAUGAGGGCUGUAUGCCGUAUACAAUAGCCCCGUGCGAACACGUGGGUACUGGACACUACCCGCCCUGUCCGACCACUUUAGUCCCCACCCCUCAGUGUGAGAAUAAGUGUGAGGCGGGUUAUAACGGGACUUACGCUCAGGACAAACAUUUUGGUAGCAAAAGGACCCUGUUCGCUAAUAAGACUAAGGAUGUACAGCUAGAAAUUAUGACAAAUGGACCUGUAGUUGCUGAUUUUGGUGUUUACGAAGACUUUUUUCAAUACAAAUCUGGUGUAUAUCAACACGUGACAGGUCAGUUUGCUGGUAACCAUGCUGUUAGGAUACUGGGCUGGGGUGUGGAAAAUGGUGUGGACUACUGGUUGGUGGCUAACUCGUGGAAUGAGGAUUGGGGUGACAAAGGUUACUUUAAAAUUAAGCGUGGUAAUGAUGAGUGUGCAUUUGAGAGUCUGAUUACCUCAAGUUUGCCAAAGUUAUAA
Messenger RNA from Oppiella nova, 1020 nucleotides. The record is from the annotation of a GenBank genome assembly. Lineage: Eukaryota; Metazoa; Arthropoda; Arachnida; Sarcoptiformes; Oppiidae.